AUGGCCUCUUCCGCCGUUUGCGCCUUGUGCCCGGCACCCGCGACCGUCCACUGCCCCGCUGACAGCGCCAAUCUCUGCGCGUCGUGCGAUCUCACAGUGCACAGCGCCAACACCAUCGUGCACAGACACGUGCGCACCGUCCUCUGCCGCUGCUGCGCCGCCCCCACGACCGUGCAGAUCUGCGGCCUCCCCGCAUCCACCGCCGCCACUCCCCCUUGCAUCUGCGCCUCCUGCAUGAUGCCUCUGCUCUGGCCGUCCACGGGAUUCCCUGGAACGAACGCGGGUAACCUGGUUACCAACUCGCAGACGUCUGGGCCGUGCCCGCAGAGCUUAGCGGCUGCUACGGGUAGCCUACUGCCGGAAGGGCUUACGUCCGGUUCGGAGCGGCUUCUGCAGGGGUUCUUAAACGCUAGCUCGACUUUCUCCCUCGGGAACACCGCUGCUGCGCCGCCUCUCAUGACCCAUCUCCCGCGCCCGGCGGGGUUCGUGACGGGUGUCCGGGGUGGGCUUGUCCAGGCGGCGACUGUGACGCAGCUUGACGAUAACUCUCCAAUCAGCGUCCUCACGACGGAGUCUGACGUUUUCCGUUCGACGGAUUUCGUUAACCAGCAACCGCGAGAGAAGAUGCCACAGGAAGGGCUGUUUCACAGAGUACCGUCUCAAGACAUGUUUCCUGGGUCGUUCCGACCAGAGGGGUUGAUUCGACUGGAGGAAGCUGAGUCGUAUCGAGCCUGCGAGCAGCAGCAGCAGCAGGAGCAACGUGAACACAGCCCGCUCACUCUGUCUCUCUUCCCCCUCUCCGCCGACGAAAGAUCGUCCGCCGGGGGAAUGGCGCGCAGAAUUCACACUGAUGUAACGGACGAUAGCCGCGUGUCGUGCUGCGCUGUCCCGCCGCUGAUUCCGGUCGACGAGCCGCAGAGGAAGCGGCAGCGGGUGCAGGCAGGGAGUGGCGUCGGCGCGUCGCGAGCAGCGUCGGCGUUUGUCCCCUUUGUAAGCGAGACUUGCACCCAGGUGAAGCAAUUCGAUGGUGCAUCGACAAUGGAUGGGACGGGUCUGGGGAAGAGGCCAUAUGACGCGUGCGAGAAGCAGCGAUUUCCGUCAACUGCGGAGGCAACAGGGGCAGCAGCACCAGGAGCGGAGCCUGCGCGGGGAAAGCUGGGCAAAACUGCUUCCGCGCGGCUCCGCCACGUGCUGCUGACGUGGCAGUCACGUUUAGGGCUUCAAGUACCCACCGUUCGCGCAUUGGCUUUCCACAUGCUUCAGCGCGUUCUGCUGCGGCUACAGCCGACGGAUAUGGCGGCGGAGUCGCUGCGCGUGCUGCUGGCCGCGUGUCUGUGGGUGGCGGCUAAGAAUGAGGAGAACCAGAAGUGUGUACCGAAAGCGAAAGCGGUUGCUGCUGUAGCGAAGGUGCCUGUAUCGCGUCUGGCUUCUUGUGAGAUUGAGGUGCUGAAGAUGCUGGACUGGCAGCCUCAGAAGGGUUCUCAUCCGCCGCGUUCCUCCCAUUCUUCUCAUUCCUCCUCUACCUCCUUCCCAUUACCGCUUCUCGAUCUCGCGGCUCGCGCCGCGGCUGCGAACGUCCCCGCACUUGCCGUUAAUCUCCGCAUCUUACCGCCGGAACUAGCGCGCCUCGUGUUCUCCGUCCUCCCGCGGCCCCUCGAGCUCUCCGCGAUAGACGCCUUCGCGCGCGCCGGAUUCUGGAAGCCCGAAUCCCUCAACCUCACUGACCUCCCGUUCCUCACGUGUCUUGACUUCUCACGGAAUUCUCAAGUCAACGACACCACUGCCACCGCUGUCAUCCCCUGUAAACUGGUUCAGAGACCCCUUAUUCACACACUACUCCAGCCCCUCUCCUUCUUCCCUGGUGUCCCCCCUUUCCCCUCCUCCCCGCAGACCUCCCACCUCCCGUCGCUCACAUGUCUUGACCUCUCGCGCAACCCUCAAUUUAAUGACGCCGCUGCUUCCGGUGUCCUCCCCUGUAAGCCGGUUCAGGGUCUCAGGGAUACACUGUCUCCGCCAUCUGGUCUUGAGCUACACUGCAGCCACCGCCUCGUUCCCCCUGUCUCAGUCCAUUUUUCAACACUUUCUCAUCCUUCUUCUUCCUUCCUCUCCCCCUCUCCCGUUCUCUCCUCAGGGAUCCCUUCUCUCCAGCAUUUAGACCUCAGUUACACUGCGGUCACCACCUCGUUCCUUGAUUCCCUCACCUACGGUGCGCGGCUGAAGGGGUGGCGGAACAAUGCUGCGGAAGCUUCCAGGAAGGUGGAAGCGCGGAAGGCAGCGCCCUUGGUGGGAGGCAGCCACAGGCACAACGGCAGCUGCUGUCCCCAGCCCCCCACACGCCUCUAUCUCUCACACACCUCCCAUCCAUCCGCCUCUGUACUCCCAUCUCUGCUGCACCGCUGUCCAGCCAAGCGCCCCUGGUGGGAGGCGGCUCCAGACACAACGGCAGCUGCUGACCCCAGCCCACACUCCACCUUCACGAAGCGAUUUCGCCUGAACCAGGAGCAGCAGCAGCAACAGCAGCAACACCAGCACCAGCAGCAGCAGCAGCAGCUGCUGCUACCAGAGAGACAGCCGCAAGCAGAAUCCGAGCAGCAGGAGGUUGGUGAAGAGCAGUUGGAGUGGCGUGAGUGCUGUCUGGUGUACCUGCGGCUGCAGGGGACGACUGUGGACAAGGCUGGAGCAACACACCUGCUAGGUCUGAGUGCUACAGUGCCUCUGGGCGGCAUGUUCUGUCUGGACUUGAGAGAUACACUGGUGAAAGGCGACGUGCUGAGCAAGCUGAGAUGUGAGCUGGGCGCUUGUCUUGUCAGCUGGGGGCGUGUGGCUGAGAUCUGGGCGCUUGUCUUGUCAGCUGGGGGCGUGUGGCUGAGAUGUGAGCUGGGCGCUUGUCUUGUCAGCUGGGGGCGUGUGGCUGAGAUCUGGGCGCUUGUCUUGUCAGCUGGGGGCGUGUGGCUGAGAUGUGAGCUGGGCGCUUGUCUUGUCAGCUGGGGGCUUGUGGCUGAGAUAUGUGAGCUGGGCGCUUGUGAUGUGAGCUGGGGGCGUGUGGCUGAGAUGCUACUUUUCAUCUGCUCUCUUCACCCAACGAGCCUCGGCUUCUCUGCCGAACCAACGCCCUCGCUCUCAACAUCCUCCGAACCUACCCAGGCCCGGGGGCCGAACCUAGCCACCGAACCAGCAGCCGUACCAUGGCAAGUGGCUGGGAUAGCGAGGAAAGAGCGGGCGAGAGAGGCAGAGGAAGAGGAAGGGGUGAUAGAUUUCUGGAGAGAGAGAGGGGAGUUUGGAGCGAGGCAGCAGAGGUAG
Molecule: messenger RNA, 3300 nt
Organism: Closterium sp. NIES-65
Lineage: Eukaryota; Viridiplantae; Streptophyta; Zygnematophyceae; Desmidiales; Closteriaceae
Source: the annotation of a GenBank genome assembly